This is a messenger RNA of Penicillium coprophilum, 2967 nucleotides long. RefSeq names its product serine/threonine protein kinase. Gene Ontology annotation, biological process: calcium ion transmembrane transport; intracellular calcium ion homeostasis. The transcript has a single exon. Gene Ontology annotation, cellular component: membrane. NCBI's taxonomy places the organism in Eukaryota, Fungi, Ascomycota, Eurotiomycetes, Eurotiales, Aspergillaceae. Bases 1 to 2967 code for a protein of 988 amino acids. Gene Ontology annotation, molecular function: calcium channel activity; calcium ion binding. The record is from RefSeq and is a predicted model, not a curated record.
AUGCCGGACCAUGGCAAUGGGAUGUUGAAUCCCAACGACGUGACCAUUGAUAUCCCGUUAACGGAGACCACUUCCCGUAGUCAGACGGGCGCCCGUAAAUGGAACACCAAUACCAGCCCCGAUGAUGGUACCUCGCACACCGGGGAGAAAGCACCUAUCGUUGGUCACCACCAUCAUCGUGGUCCUGGCCGCAGGCGUCGUACGGAUACCGAUAUCAAUGAAUUGUCCGGAAAGCCUGCUGAAGCGCCCGAGGACGGCACUAUCAACCGUAUGGGGCGUUUCUACCAAGCUGUCUUGAAUUACUCCCUCAUCACUCGUUACCUGAUUUAUGUUAUUCCCAUCGCGAUUUUGAUCGCAAUUCCAAUCAUUGUGGGCGCUACAGCUGCGCAGGACGCCAAAAUUGGUGGUGUUCAUAUUUACUGGUUCUUUACUUGGAUUGAGAUCGUCUGGUUCAGUUUGUGGGCGUCCAAGAUUUUCGCCCGUUACAUUCCUUAUUUCUUCCAGUUCUUGUGCGGUAUCGUCAGCUCCGGUACCCGCAAGUAUGCGCUUAUCCUGCGCGCCCUUGAGACUCCCAUUGCGCUUGUGAUCUGGGCUAUCAUCUCCCUCGUGACGUUCCUGCCAGUCAUGACCCUGACUCCCGGUAAGAAGGAAUCUGGUGACACGGCCCCGAAGUCGUGGGAGAAGAGUGUGAAGAAUAUUUUGUUCGCGCUGCUCGUCUGCAGUCUCAUCUAUUUGGCCGAGAAAGCUCUUGUGCAGCUGAUCUCGAUCAGCUACCACCGCAAGCAGUUCGACGCCAAGAUUCAAAUCUCCAAGCGCAACGUGUAUUUGGUCACGCUUCUCUUUGAGGCUUCGCGCAAUAUGUUCCCGGUGUACUGCCCUGAAUUUAAGGAGGAGGACUCGCUCAUUUUCGACUCCAUCUUGGCUCAGGCUGGCACCAAGGGUGGCAAGCGGUCUUCCGCGAUGCCCCUCCGCAUGCUCCGUCAUGUCGGCAAGAACGUUGGCCGAGUUGGCGACAAGGUCACUGCCGCUUUUGGACACGUGGCGUCGGAGCUUACUGGUAAGCAAGUGUUUAACCCGACUGCGACGCACACCAUGGUUAUCGAGGCCCUUGAGCGCAAGCGCCAUGCUGCUGCGUUGGCCCGCCGUAUCUGGAUGUCAUUUGUGGUUGAGGGCCGUGAGGCUCUGUAUAUGGAUGAUAUCGUCGAGGUUCUGGGUGCUGAACAUGAGGCUGAGGCCGAGGAGUGCUUCAUGGCGCUUGACAAGGAUGGCAAUGGUGAUAUCAGUCUUGACGAGAUGGUCCUGACAAUCACUGAGUUUGGACGCAUGAGAAAGGCCCUGAACCACAGCAUGCACGACGUUGACCAGGCCAUCCGUGUGCUGGACAACCUGCUCAUGUGUGUUGCUGGUCUGGUUGGCGUUCUUGUCUUCAUCUCGUUCGUCACCACUGGAUUCGGUACCGUCAUUGCAGCCGGUGCCACCUCGCUGCUCUCCCUCAGUUUCGUCUUCUCCGUUACCGCUCAAGAAGUCCUCGGUUCCUGCAUCUUCCUCUUCGUCAAGCAUCCAUUCGAUAUUGGCGACCGUGUCGAGGUUAGCAAUGUGCCUUUCGUCGUCGAGCGUAUCUCGCUUCUGUUCACUGUCUUCCGCAACGUCCAAGACGCCCGUGUCACGCAGGUGCCCAACAACAUUCUGAACAGUCUCUGGGUUGACAACUUCACUCGUGCCAAUGCUAUGCAUGAACAGCUUGUCAUUCCCGUAGCGUUCGACACCACUUUCGCUGAGGUUCAAUUGCUGCGCCAGGAGAUGGAGAGCUUCGUUCGCGACAAGGAGAACUGCCGUGACUUCCAGCGGGAUAUUGACAUUGAGCUCGAUGGCCUUGGUGAUAUGGACAAGCUCCAGCUGCGUGUUGACAUCCGUCACAAGUCUAACUGGUCUAACGAGACUGUUCGUGCUGCCCGGCGAUCCAAGUUCUUGUGUGCCUUGGUCCUAGCCGUCCGCAAGAUCCAGGUUCGCGGUCCGGGUGUUGAGGCUCCCGCAGAAGAGACUGCCGACGCCGCAGAUGGCGAUGACAAGGGUGACGAUAGUGGUGCAGGCGCAGGUCGCCGCAAGUCUACCCAGGGCGGCGGUGUUGACUCCACCAAGCCUGACCCCGCUGUCGCCGCUGCUGCUGCAGGUAUCCUCAACUACGAAAACACAGCACAGUCGACAGGAUACGACCAGGCCCGCUCAGGAACAGUCACUCACCGUGGAUCCACCCAGACCAACGCUGAGCGCGAAGCCGCCAUCGUCGAAAUGCUCAACGCCCGCCCCCCAGCUGUUGACACCAGCCGGGACAACGACAACAGCAAUGAGGAUGCCCUUCACCGUACUGCCACCAACACUUCCAACCAAGGCAUCCAGCUAAAUUUGCAUCCUGGAGGCGAGGGAAUCAACCGCGGCUUGUCAACCGGUCACCGAAAGGUCGGCGAUCGCGUCUCUUACAACGAGCAGGAUAUCCACCCGGCGCAUAGAAAUGCCCCUCUCUCCCCAGUCCCCGCCGGCAUGACCCCAUCCUCAAGUCAAGUGCCCAUCCUCGAGACCCCCAAGCCAAGCUCCCGCGGCAGCGCCCGCUAUGAGCCCCGCCCUCACUCAGGCCAUGACCAAAACCAGAGCACUGUUCAGAUGGUGGGCUCCCCAGAUCCAAACCCUUUCAACGGCUACUACGCCCAUGACACGGGUUACGACCAGAUCCCGAUCGGUGGCUACAGCGCUGAAAACACACCGGGACGCGACCGUCGCGGUUCGGACCCGAACAUCUCCGGCGUGACGGCGAGCAGCAACUACCAGCUCUCUGAUCGGUAUGACCCCGUCUCGCCGCCGUCUAUCUACUCUCCACCCCAGCCAACGGCCCAGCAGCAGGCUGCGAGUGCCUACAACACUGCUCCGCCGAGGAGGAAGGACAAGUCUCCUUAUGGGGAGUAUGAAGCUUAA